Messenger RNA from Drosophila suzukii, 1577 nucleotides. RefSeq names its product peroxin 16 (gene Pex16). NCBI's taxonomy places the organism in Eukaryota, Metazoa, Arthropoda, Insecta, Diptera, Drosophilidae. The record is from RefSeq and is a predicted model, not a curated record. Gene Ontology annotation, cellular component: peroxisomal membrane. Gene Ontology annotation, biological process: peroxisome organization.
AAUCCCUAACGCCUCUCCCAAAAUCCCACAGCUGCACCGAUUUGAUUUACCUGUAGGGUAGGCAGACUUUCCUCACUUUUAUUAAAUUUUCCGGGGAACAGGCUAUUUUCCGGAUAUCAUGGAUACUCUGAAGGGCAUGCUGAAAGCGUACGAGGCGUGGGUGGCCAAGAACCCGGAUGUGGUGGGAGAUUUCGAGACCACCGCCAAGUGGGUGUCCUACUUUAUAGCAGGUCGCAUAUCCUCAUCGAAUGUCCUCAGCGAGCUGGUGUACACGUUAUCCAACAUGCUGGUGUUCUACAACGAUCGGAUCAUCGAGCGGGCACGUAACGCCCGGGAGAAUUCGGUGAUCCAGCUGCAAUCGAAACUUUGCUACCGUCUAAAGGUCACGCUGACGACACUUGAGUACAGCGAGGUGUUCAUCGAGAUAUCAGCCCGCCGGCUUUUCGGUCAAUCCGGCAGGUGGCUAGUGAUAGCGCUAAUACAGGCCUUCAAGGCGGCGGGGCGAUUCUUUAUCUUGAAGCACUCCACCUCGGAUAUAAUCACCUCGCCGCCCAUUGCCUCCCUGAAUCGCAGGGCCCUGGGCAAGCAGCGGAAAUCGUCGUCGGCGGAUGAGGUGGCCUCCUCCUCGAAUGAUGUGCUGCAGUCCCACCACUCCAUAACCUUCCAGCUGAAGCGAUCCGGCCGAGUGAUUCGCAAAGUUGAGGGUGCUCCUCCGCUGCAAUAUCGCGACUUCAAGCUCCACAUAGACAACAAUGAGGCGGAAAAGACGCAAAUACCUAGGAAACUGCUCCAAGCCGAGUACCUGUAUAUAUCGAAGCCCCUCAUCCACCUGGCCGCCAUGGGAUUGUUCGGCCAGAGGAGCUGGAAACAGUAUAUGGUGGCAUUGUCGAUCGAUCUAUACAGCAUACACUUGUAUCGCCAGCACCGCGACCUGAUGUCCAAGCAGCAGAAACUGGAGUUGAGCAGGCGAUGCAUCAACAUCCUGUACUUCCUGGUCCGAUCGCCGUUCUACGACAACUUCACCAAAUCCCGACUGGAGCGAGUCCUGGACUUUGUGGCCACUAGUGUGCCCAUUGCAAAGGUGGUGGCCGGACCCCUCAAAGACUACAUUCCCACGUGGCAAAGCACUUACUUCUAUCUAUGGUCCACUUAGGCAUUCCACAGAUAGAGCUAAAGUAUUUCCCCUAGGCUAAGUCGUAAAGUAACAGGUGUGGAUGCAUUGGGAGUGUUCAGCGGGUGGGUCGGUUCUACAAAUUUGCGGAGCAGAAAGUAAGUCCUUGUAAAACUAAAGAAUGUACGAGAUUACCUGACAUAAUUUUGAUAAAAUUGCCAAAAUAAAAUAUUACCUUUACUCUUAAAAGCAUAUAUAUUUUUAAAGAAAAUCAAAUCGCCAGAUUUCUUUCCGCUCCUAAGAAUUUCGAGUUGUCCCGCAUUCCUUAAGUUGACCCAUCCUAAUGUGUGGGAUUGCCUCUAUUUAAAUGAAAAAUUCCAUUUGAUCCCAUUUGUUUUGUAUGGCUUUUUAAAUUAUAUAUGGAACAAUAUUUUUACACAUACAAUUAAACGAAAUUUUUCACUUA